Morus notabilis is the source of this 2663-nucleotide messenger RNA. RefSeq names its product WPP domain-interacting tail-anchored protein 1. The coding region runs from base 121 to 1995 and encodes 624 amino acids. The record is from RefSeq and is a predicted model, not a curated record. The transcript is spliced from 5 exons. NCBI's taxonomy places the organism in Eukaryota, Viridiplantae, Streptophyta, Magnoliopsida, Rosales, Moraceae.
CGAUUUUCUUUCAUGUUUUUAUCCUCAGCUUGCGUUUCGAUCUUUCAAUAAAACCCGCGAAAUUUCUCAAAAAAGUUUUUGAAAUCCGGGUUUCAAGAUUAGAACAAUUGAACCAUAGAAAUGGAUUAUGAUGCUGUUGAUGAAGCUAGUGUCUCUGUUGAUCAUGUCAAUGCUCAUGACCAAGGGGCAGAUUCCGGUAGACCUGACUUUGGUGAUAGGAUUUCGUCCAACAGGGAGGUGCUCGGGGAGUUGAGGAACUCUGGUGAGAUCCUGACGCGGCUCGAGCUCGAUUUAGCAUGUGUUUCCGAGAAGAUAGUUAACUUGAAUGUUCUUAUGAUGCAUGUGGCGACGAGGGAAAACGAGUUUGAAGCUUUUGCCUUGGAGAAAGAGCAUACAUUGGAUGAUUCUUUGGAGAAGGCUUUGGAAUUUGAUUUAUUGUCUGGAGUUUUGGAUUCGGAGGUGAGAGGAUUGGAUGGAUUCAUGGCUGUACUUCAGUCAGAGAUUGUCAAUGCCCGUGAGCUAGUAUCUUCAUGCUUACACGAGGGAGAAACUCUCGGAGAAAUGGAAGAAAAGUUGUGUGAUUCUGAACAAUCUUUUAAGCAGUCACAAGAUCAGAUUUCUGAAAUUAGGAUGCAGUCACUGAAGUUGCAGAGGACAUUGACAUGUUUAGAUCGAGAAGAAGAAUGGAAUAACUACAAAAAGUUAGAGGAGGAUCAAUUUUUUAGUGUGAAUGCAAAAAUAAAAAUGCAAACUGCUGAACAACAAAGACAUAUUUUGAGGUUGCUGGAGAAAUCUUUGGCAAGAGAGAUAGAUCUUGAAAAGAAGUUAGUCGAAUUUAGGCACGUUGAAGAAGAGUUAAAACAAAGGCUCCUCUCGUCCCAACAAGAAGUGUAUUGCAUGGAGGAUGAAACAGCAGAUGUUUGGGAAAGAUGGUUUGAGGCAGAUAGUACAUCUGCAGUUCUGAUGGGAAUUUCAAAAGAACUAUUGGGUCGGCUCCAGAUACUCGAGUUCAAUUUGAACAGUUUGGUUCAGCAAGAAACCAAGCUAAGAUCAAAGCUUGAAGAUUCCAUAGAAGAGCUGAAAGCCAAAGAAAACUCUUUGAAUGAGCUUGCAAGCAGCAGUGCAGAAGUUAGUGACUUGCUUGUUUCACAGACCAACAAUUUAAAAGCAAGCUUGAGGGAGGCUGAAGACAAGUUGAUUCUUGCCAAUUCAGAGGCUUUUACUUUGAGUGAAAAGGUCGCUUUGCUUGAGAAGCAGCUGAAGGAGUCUGACAAGGUUGAAUUCCUUGAGAGGAAGUUAAGAGAGUCUGAUAUCCAGUUACAGCGUGCAAUUGCAUCUGCUGAAGCUAGUCAGGAGAAGCAAAACCUGCUGCAUUCUACAAUAGAUGAUAUGGAAAAUCUGAUUGUGGAUCUUAAGGGAAUGGUUUCAAAAUAUGAGAGUCGGGCUGAUAGUGCCGAGGAGAAGUGUAUUAUAUUAUCUGAAUCUCAUGCGGAGCUAAAUGAGGAACUGAACUUUUUGAGGGGGAGAUUGGAAUCCCUGGAAGCAUCUUUGCAACAAGCUGAUGAGACCAAGUUGGCCGCUGCGAAGGGCGUAGGUCUCCAGACCAAAGUUGUUGCAAAUUUGGUUUUGCAACUAGCUUUUGAACGAGAUCGUCUUCAUAAGCAGAUUUCUUCGUUAGCAAUGGAGAAUAAAAUUCUACUGCUGCAGUUACAAGGAAGCAACAAAGAUUCUGCGGUUUUGAGGCAUGAUAUGGCUGCUGCUACGUGCUCAAAGGACAGCAAGGAAGAAGUUACUGAAACGACUUCUAUCAGUUCUGAGCUGGAUAAGACUCGAGAGAAUGCAUCUUUCGUUGAGAAUGAAGUGGGAGCAACACCAGGACCAGAGACUGCAAGGAGAAUCGAUGCAGGAAUCUUGAACUUUAAGCUAGUUUUUUUGGCAAUGCUCAUUCUGCUGAUCGCAGUUGCAGCUUAUUAUUCUUCUCAACUAGAAAGCUGAUUUUGACCAGGAUUCCAAAGUUCUUCAUAAGUUCACCAAUGAAGCUCUUUCUCUACGUGGCCUCUCUCCUAUACCUACCCAGAAAACACAAAAGGCUUUGACGAUGAAAAGAUACCACUGCGAAACUUGUUCUGCCAAAGAAUUUAUAGGUAGUGUAUACAGUCCUAAUCUGACUCGACCUCGAGGUAGAUAUUUUAUUUUUAUUUUUUUUUCUCAAGUGAAGAAGACAGUUUUAGCUUGAACCAUUUAGGACCUCAAAAGCUGACGGAGUUGACCGUAUCUUACCAUAGCAUUUUGCGGUUUCUUGCAUCAACUCAGGCUUAGGAUAGUGUUCUUGCUAUCCUGUUUCCUUCAUGGUAGCUAGCUCGAAUUUCGAAGCGAUGUAGACUCUGACUGAGUCGGGUUAUUUGAAGUUUCAUUUUGUUGGGACUAACUUGACUAGCGAGUUAUCUCAGUUUUGGCCCCUUUUCUUUCCAAAGAAGUUUUGUCUGCAUUUCUGCUGACAAAAGUUGUUUACUUCGUUGCUCUUUGUAUCCUUGUAUAAGUUAACUGGUUCCAUGAAGUUUCUCAUGACUUCAGCAAUGAAUGUGAUUAGCUAAGAAGCGACUUUAGUGGCACUUUUCUGAUUGUUGCCCCGUACAUUAUUCUUUUAAUAUCAUUUCCAUGAA